AUGAUUGCGGGCGGAAUUGGCGGCACAAGCGGCGACAUGCUGAUGCAUUCGCUCGAUACAGUCAAGACCAGGCAGCAAGGGGAUCCGCAUAUACCGCCCAAAUACACCUCCAUGUCCUCCUCGUACGCUACCAUUUUCCGCCAGGAGGGGAUCCGGAGGGGAUUGUACGGCGGUGUCACUCCUGCGUUAUGCGGCUCGUUCCCAGGCACCGUUAUUUUCUUCGGCACAUACGAGUGCAGCAAGCGGUGGAUGUUGGACGUUGGCAUAAAUCCGUCAAUUGCAUAUUUGGCCGGAGGAUUCAUUGCCGAUUUUGCUGCGUCGUUUAUAUACGUUCCGUCCGAAGUGCUGAAGACCCGGCUACAGCUUCAGGGCAGAUAUAAUAACCCGUUCUUCAAAUCGGGAUACAACUAUAGAUCUACGGCAGAUGCCUUCCGAACGAUAUUGCGCACCGAAGGCUUUUUUGCCCUCUUCUCCGGCUUCAAGGCAACGCUGUUCCGUGACAUGCCCUUCUCGGCACUGCAGUUUGCAUUCUACGAGCAGGAGCAGCAGCUGGCUAAGCGGUGGGUUGGACAUCGGGAUAUCGGGUUCCAGCUGGAAGUGCUCACGGCUGCUACGGCCGGUGGUAUGGCGGGUGUGAUCACCUGUCCGCUGGACGUGGUCAAGACCCGGAUACAAACACAGCAAAAUCCAGACGCUGCUCCACGACCGACUGUCACCCCGAAUGGCCAUGUUCAUGCACCGUCGUCACCAUCAACCUCCACCUCGAAAUCCUCCGCUCAAACACGAUUCAUCUCAACUUCAUCACCUUCCACAUCCACAGUUAAACCCGGUGCCGCCAUCCUCGACACCUCCUCGGUUCUAACGGGCCUGAAACUAAUAUAUAAAACUGAAGGGGUGGCCGGCUGGUUCAGAGGCGUCGGCCCUCGCUUCCUCUGGACCAGCAUCCAGAGCGGCACCAUGCUGGUGCUGUACCAGUACUUCCUCAAGCAGCUCGAGUCAUACCAGCAGCUCCGCGAGCUCCGAAGUACCUCGAUUUGA
Molecule: messenger RNA, 1038 nt
Organism: Trichophyton verrucosum HKI 0517
Lineage: Eukaryota; Fungi; Ascomycota; Eurotiomycetes; Onygenales; Arthrodermataceae
Product: mitochondrial carrier protein, putative
Exons: 2
Coding region: 1-1038 (345 amino acids)
Biological process (GO): magnesium ion export from mitochondrion
Molecular function (GO): magnesium ion transmembrane transporter activity
Source: RefSeq, a predicted model, not a curated record